AUGGUCGGAUCGACCUACUCCUCGGAGUCAGGGACCAGGCCCGUGACUCCCCUCAACCUGCGGUCUCAGAUGGAUGCGGGGUACCAUAGCGGGGGAAUUACCAUCGUAGAGAAGCAUGUCAUGAGGGAGCUACCGAAUGCACAGAACAGUCAGCUGGAGGCUGCUGCGAGCCAGCUCGAGUCGCCUGAUUGCUCUUCUGUCUCAGCUCAAGUGCUCUCAAGGCCGGCCGCUGGCAGCAGCCUUACGAGCUUUCCAAUCAGCGAGCUGUACCACGUGGAGCACUACCUCAAGGCGGUGCAGCGACAGUCCGUCGCAGCCCGUCGCAGCCUGCUGGGCCGGCGACAACAUGCGACUCCUGGCGCGCACGACGGCUCCGACCGAGCGAUUUUCGAAGACAUGCUGAGCUUUCAAAGGGAUCCCAUCCCGACCUCGCUCACGCGGCUCCCCACGGACCUGCAGACAAAAGCCGUGCGAAUGUUCCAAGACAUUCUGCACUACAUGGGGCUCAACGGCGCGCCGAUCACAGACGAACGCGAGCUGGCGCAGACGCUGGUGCGAAUCCUCAAAAUGGUUCUUCGAAAGCCAGAGAUGCGGGAGGAGUUAUACGCGCAGCUGCACAAGCAGACGCGGAAUAAUCACGACAGGGAGGCGUGUUUGCGGGCGUGGGAGGUGAUGCAUUUGUGCGCGUCGGUGGCGCCGCCUGGGGCGUAUCUCGGGACGCCUAUUACCGAAUAUGUGCAUGAGAUCGCGAACGAUGCGGGGGUGGACGAGGAGGUGAAGUCGCAGGCGCUCGCCACGUGGCACGCGCUGAAGAAGGCGAUGAAGAUCGGCGCGAGGAAGACGAUCCCGACCGUCGAUGAGCUGCUGGCGCUGAUGACGGGCCGUGCGCUCAAGACGAUGGUGUUCUUUCUGGAUGAUACGUUCGAGGAGGUCGGGUACGACGCGUCCACGACCGCCGCGGAGAUUCUGGAGAGAGUUGCAACCAGCAUUCGCCUGGAGGAGUUCCAGACCUUCGGGCUAUACGAGCACAGAAAAUACAUCACUCUCGCCAACAACAAUUCAGAGAACGUUUCCAACGACUAUAUGGGGAUCGACGAGAAAGCCUACAUGGGGGACGUGAUGGCGGAGCUCAUGAGUUUCAGAGAGAAGAGCGAGCGGCAAGUGCAGCUGCGCCUCCUCUUUCGCAAGAAGUUCUUUAGGGAGAACGAGGAGGCGAUCACAGACCAAGUGUUCGUGCAGCUGUCGUAUCUGCAGGCGAAGCAGGACUAUGAGGAGGGGAAUUACCCCGUGCCCAGGGAUGACGUGGCGCAGCUGGCGGCGCUGCAGUUGAUUGUGGACUUCGGCUUGCUUCCUGAGCCUGAGGUCACACUCGACUGGCAAGCGCAGGUGGAGCGGACUAUCCCAGUGCAGUUCCAGCCCAUGAGGCAGAAGCGCGAGUGGGACAUGGACGUCCUCACUCGCUACAAGGCUCUGUCGCACCUAACGCCUGAAGAUGCGAGGCAGCAGACGUUGAGAAUCAUCCGAGCUCUCCCCUAUGGCGGGUCUGCAUUCUACCAUGUGAGGCGCAUCGAAGACCCGAUCGGGCUGCUCCCCGGGCGAGUGCUUAUUGGCAUCAACAAGCGCGGGGUCCACUUCUUCAGACCUGUCCCGAAAGAGUACCUGCAUUCAGCAGAGCUGCGGGACAUCAUGCAGUUUGGCAGCAGCCCCGCCGCGGUCUUCUUCAAGAUGCGUGUGGUGGGCUCGCUGCACGUCUUCCAGUUCGAGACAACACAGGGGGAGGAGAUCUGCCUCGCCAUCCAGACGCACAUCAACGAUGCCUUGACCCGUCGCUUCGCCAGGCAAAGAGCGCGCCAGCACAACGCGCCGAUGCUUGGGUUGGGGCCUGCUGGGGGUGGUGGGGCGGCUGGGGAAGGGAUUUCGGCGGGUGGAGGAGGAGGAGGAGGGGUGUUGGGGGAGGGGCAGGGGCAGGGGCCGCACCCGAUUACGGAGUAUGAGCAUCGGACGAAGGAGCUUUCAGAGAGCUUGACCAGGGCAUUUAUGCACAUUGAACAGUUGAACCAAGAAGUGGCAGCGCGGGCAGCAGCAGAGGCGAAGUUGCAGAGCGAGCUGCAGGCAGUAAGGGAGGCGCUGAGGCAGGGCGAGGUGGCGAACGAGGAGGUGGUGGAGGAGAGAGAUAGGUUGGCCGAGAUGCUGCAGAUGGCGAAUCAGCCGGGCAGGGAAGCAGCGCUGUCGUCUGGGUCAAUAACACCAGGGAACGUGAGGCGGAGGGACGGGCUUGGCAGCACAGGCAGCAACAUGAGUCUGCUGAAUGACGCCAGGACACGAGCAUUGGAGUCUCAGCUGAAGGAGGUGCAGGAGGAGUUGAAGGCUGUGAGCAGGAGGGUGGAGGAGCAGGCGCAGGCAGCUGCGAGGGAGAAGCAGGCGUUGGAGAAGCAGCUGGCAAAUCUGGAGCUCACAAAGGACAACGAGAUCAAGGCCUUGGAUCUGCGGUCGUCAGCAGAGAGGGAUGAGCUGGCCGCCAGGCUGGCGAUUGCGGAGCAGCGAUUGGAGGAGAGCCGGGCGGCGGAGGCGCAGUUGCGGGAGGAGGUGAAGGAGAAGGAGGCACAGUCGGAGCACCUGGAGGAGUUCUUUAAGGAGUUAGAUGAACUGAGAGAGAUGAAGGAGGAGAUGGAGAGGAAUCGGGUGGAGAAUCUGGAGGUGAUACAGCGGCAGGGCAAGCAAAUAGCGGAGCUGGAGAAGGCUUAUAAGGAGGAGAUCGUGCUGCGGAAGAGAUACUACAACAUGAUGGAGGACAUGAAGGGCAAGAUCCGGGUGUAUGCGCGGUGGCGGCCGCUGAGUGGCAGGGAGCGGGGCGAGGGGCAGCGCAUGGUGCUGGAGAUGCCGGACGAGUUCACGCUGCAGCACCCCUGGAAGGACCCGCUCAGACCUGGCCAGCCCAAGGCGUAUCAGUUUGACCGGGUCUUCGACCACACCGCCACUCAAGAGGCCGUCUUUGAAGACACACGGUACCUCAUCCAGUCAGCCAUUGACGGCUACAACGUGUGCAUAUUCGCGUACGGGCAGACGGGCAGCGGGAAAACUUUCACCAUCUACGGAGGGGACAACAACCCCGGGCUCACGCCGCGCGCCAUGCAGGAGCUGUUCAACUGCCUCCGGAAGGAGGCUGGGCGCAUGAGCUACAAGCUGCAGGUGUACAUGCUGGAGCUCUAUCAGGACACGCUGCAGGAUCUCCUGCUGCCAAAGAGUGCCACCAAGAGGAAGCUGGAGAUCAAGAAGGAUGCCAAGGGCAUGGUCGUUGUGGAGAAUGCGACUCUCAUCGAGGUGCAGUACCUGUCCCAGCUGGAGGCGGUGGUGCAGGGGGGCAUGGAGAGGAGGGCAGUGGCCGGCACGCAGAUGAACGCCGAGAGCUCUCGGUCGCACCUGGUGCUGUCGAUCGUGAUUGAGACGACCGACCUGCAGACGCAGAACGUGUGCCGCGGAAAGCUGAGUUUUGUGGACCUGGCGGGAUCAGAGCGGGUCAAGAAGUCACGCUCCGAGGGAGAGCAGCUCAGAGAAGCGCAAUCCAUCAACAAGUCCCUGUCGGCUCUGGGGGACGUGAUCAGUGCGCUGGCGCAGGGCGGCGGGCACAUCCCGUACCGCAACCACAAGCUCACGAUGCUCAUGAGCGACUCGCUGGGCGGCAACGCCAAGACGCUCAUGUUCGUGAAUAUUUCGCCAGCGGAUGGGAACCUCGACGAGACCCACAACUCGCUCACCUACGCCACGCGGGUGCGGUCAAUCGUCAAUGAGGCGUCGAAGAAUGUCGCCAACAAGGAGGUGCAGUGGCUCAAGAGCAGGAUAUCUCACUGGAAGCAGCUGGCCGGGGCGAGGGCCGAGGAGGAGGAGUUAGAUGAGGUAUGGGGUGGGAAGCAGCUGGCCGGGGCGAGGGGGGAGGAGGAGUUGGAUGAGGUGGGAAAGAAGAGGAUGCCGGUCAGUGGCAAGGAAGGGGGCCGAGUACGGAGCAUACGGGGUAUGGUAGUGGUGGUGAGGGUGAGGGUCGGGAAGGCAGGUGCAAGGGGUGGGAAGCAGCUUGCAUGGGCGAGGGUAGAGGAGGAGGAGCUGGAGAUGUGUGAGUUGAUGAUGAUGCUGGUUGAGUGGGCACUGAAGUCGGUAAGGGGUUAUGCUUAG
Messenger RNA from Closterium sp. NIES-65, 4167 nucleotides. Lineage: Eukaryota; Viridiplantae; Streptophyta; Zygnematophyceae; Desmidiales; Closteriaceae. The record is from the annotation of a GenBank genome assembly.